GGGUGACGAGCACCAAAUCAGUAACAUAUACUACUUUAGUUAGUGAAACUCCUUUAGUUAAAACUAUAUAAGUAACUGACUAAAGAAGGAAUAUACUUCCGGUAAUUUGGUUGGAGAGCUCAAAUACAGGAUACUUCUUUAGUUUAUACAAAUACUCUGUGGUGGAAGCUUGGAAGGUUUAUUUCUAACCUGAAAAUAGUAGUUUGUGUUUGUUUACAACAGUGUUUUUCUAAAAAUGGAACUUGGAAAGAAAAGAAAAAAGCAAAACAUAUCUCAGAUGCAGAUAAGGCAAUGUUUCUUGAAGUGAUGAAACGAUAUGUUAAUAUAAUAGAAUCUAAAAAAAAAACAUGAUAAUUAAAAAGAAGAGGAAAGCUUGGGAUGACAUACAUGUUGAUUUUAAUGCUGAGGCAACAGUGACAAAAACAUUAGGUCAAUUAAAGAUACUAUGGAAGGACUGUAAGGCUAAGGCAAAAAAGCAAUGUCUAAAGAGAAGAGGGAAAGAAUAAAAACUGGCGGUGGAAGUAAUUACUAUGAAAUUGACCUAACCUCAAAAACCAUUAUUGACAUGAUUCCCCAACUUUUUGAAUGUGUGUCAAAUGUACAAGCCGAUGAUAAGGAAGAGGAAAACAUGAUAAGUAAUGAGGAAGACAAUUCAGAGAAGGAAUAUGAACCUGUACAUCAAAGUGAAAUUAAUGAUAAUUCAAAUUUGGUGAAUGAGGAGGUGCCCACUUCAAAAGAAACCAACAGCAUGACAUCAAAUAAAUGUAAGACGAAUCCAUGGCAAAAAAGGCCUGCAAAACGACGGUGUACAACCACUGAAAUUGCUGACAAAGUGACAGAUUUCCAUUCACUGAAACUUAAGCUACUUCGAGAAGAGCAUGCAGCUAGAAUGGUGUUGAUUGAAAAGGAAAGAGAAUUUGCUGAAACUGAACACGUACUCCGUAUGGAUAUAGUACUGCAGAAAAUUAGUAAUAGUAUUACAAACCACACAUCUUCAAAUGGACCAAUACCAAUACACUAUGAGAAUGUGGUUUAAAACACUAGCAGUGAUGUUAUUUAAAUAAUUUAGCACCAAUGGGAAAUGUAUUACUUUGUAAAGAUAAUUUGUUACCUUUGUAAAAUCUCAUACAGCUGAACAUUUUGUAAUUUCAUAUGUAACAAUGCUGUACAAGUUUUGUUUUGUUUUUGUGUGUGUCCUUUCAUAAUAUGAAUUAAUAAACUAAGUAAACACA
Homalodisca vitripennis (glassy-winged sharpshooter) is the source of this 1232-nucleotide messenger RNA. RefSeq lists its product as uncharacterized. Lineage: Eukaryota; Metazoa; Arthropoda; Insecta; Hemiptera; Cicadellidae. Bases 479 to 1036 code for a protein of 185 amino acids. The record is from RefSeq and is a predicted model, not a curated record. The transcript is spliced from 2 exons.